CGAUUUACUCCGUGCAGAUCCAUCCUCGUUGGCUUUGGCCAUGCCAUCGGCAGCUUCCUCGCUCAUGCGGUUCGCCGGUGCCGCUCGCUCAGCUGCGGCGACCGCAUCUCGCUUCGCGCGCUUAGCUGAACGAGCGGCCCUCUCCACGAAGGCGGCGGCGGUCGAACGUCACACUCCCAGCUUGGAUUCCCACCAUGCCGCCACCGUAGAUCCGCGUCUGCACCGUCCUCCCGCCGUCGUUCCUCCCCCCGCCAUGACCGCACCUGCCUCCCAGACGCUCAGCAACUUAGAAGAACAAAUGCCGGAAGGCAAGGUGAAGUUUGUGGCAGAGGAGAAAGACCUUGAGUCAGAUGAAACCCUCUGGGCCUUGUAUGAGCGCUGGUGCGAGGCUUUCAACCAGAAGCGUGACCAUGAUGAGAAGCUUCGCUGGUUCAGCACAUUCAAGAAGACCGUCCUGCACAUCCACAACAAGCCCAAUGUGGGCUACAGAAGGGGAAUAACCCAAUUCGCUGAUGGAAAGCUAAGGAAGCCCUGUUGCACUGACCUGCUUGAUCUUAAGAUUGCAGAGCAGGCUGACGGCCAUAAUGUUGAAUUUAUCACAGAUGACAGUGGCAAACUUUACAAGCGAGUCUACGCCGAUUAUAAAGUGGUUCGAGACAGACUUUAUGUCCAUUUGCCCAAGGGGGUUGAUGUGAAAACCAUCACCAGCAACCCUGAAUGGGCUGAGCUGGAAAAGUAUUACUCCACCAACCCUGAAUGCUAAGUUGUGCUAUGCUGAAUUGGUUGUUGCUCUUCUGCCAAAGAAGACAUCUGUGCUAAGUUGUGCUUUGGCAAUGCAUGCAUGCAUGCGAAUGCUUAAUAAUAUUUGUAUGCAGACUAUGUUAAUGCUUUUGUAAGAUACUUUGAAGUUUGUCUAAGGUGUUAUAAUAAUCUGGAACUCAUCAUUUGGUCGAAAUGAAAUGGAGUACAGAUUACAGGGUUUGUGAAAUUCUUUCCAAACUAGACCAUGCGCCGGCAAGAGGUGUCAGGUGCUGAAGUUGCCGGAUGGAUGGUGGCAUUCUUGUGCGUGGUAUCUGGGCUGCGUGUGUUUGAUGGGUGCUGCGUUGGGCACUUGUGGGCGUGUAUAUGCUGUGGAGGAGCACGCAGCAGAGAUGUGCUGAACGGCAUUACAGAUUGACUGUCUGAACUGGCCUCACCCCAGCGUAAGUUGUGCUUUGACUAAGUUGUG
Triticum dicoccoides is the source of this 1228-nucleotide messenger RNA. RefSeq lists its product as uncharacterized. The transcript has 2 exons. Bases 41 to 763 code for a protein of 240 amino acids. The record is from RefSeq and is a predicted model, not a curated record. Lineage: Eukaryota; Viridiplantae; Streptophyta; Magnoliopsida; Poales; Poaceae.